Molecule: messenger RNA, 6089 nt
Organism: Hyposmocoma kahamanoa
Lineage: Eukaryota; Metazoa; Arthropoda; Insecta; Lepidoptera; Cosmopterigidae
Gene: ndl
Product: serine protease nudel-like
Exons: 26
Coding region: 36-5996 (1986 amino acids)
Biological process (GO): proteolysis
Cellular component (GO): membrane
Molecular function (GO): serine-type endopeptidase activity; protein binding
Source: RefSeq, a predicted model, not a curated record
UUGUGAUUAAUACUCUGACCACCAGUGCAAACACAAUGAACGAGAAACCAAAGUUAGAUAAAAUACCACAACUCGGCCUCCCUCCUAUGGAGUUAGCUGAACCAAUUGCGAAUGAUCGAACAUUGAACAAAUGCACGAAUCCCUUCGUACAAAGGUUGUUGGGCGGUGUUAUUUUAUUUCUAAUUACUGCCGGAUCAUACAUCUUGCUAUUGACUUUAUUGCAAUAUUUUGAUAAUACCCGCACUGAGAUCAUCAUAGUCACAGCACCGCAAACGAUAUCAAAUGUAACUGUCGAUAAAGGUAAUAUCGAAAUCCACGUUCAAUCGAAAAACAAAACUACGCUUCCACUGAAGCGAGUAAAAAGAGAUCUAGUUACGCUCUAUGAAAACAGUGACAAAGGAAAAUACAAGGAAAUUUUAAAUGGAAAACAAAUGAACGAAGCUAGGGAUAUGCUAAUGAAGUACAAUGUAUCUUGCAGUCAAGAGAAUACUAUUGAAAUAUGCAAAGAUUUGGUUACGAAAUUACAAUCUAUAGUUGACAAUAACAAAGAUUUUGAUGACAAUAAAGAUAAUUUAUCGAAUCCUAGAGGUAUGGGAAUUAAUGCAAAUAGAGACGUAGAAGAAUUGUCGUCUACAGAAAAAUCGAAAAGGCAAACACGGCCUUUGGAAAAUAUAGAAAUGAUAAGAGUUGUCCCAAAUAUGCCUUUUCACGGUAAGAAGAGUUAUACGUAUGAAAACUAUCAACCAGGAUCAGUACCUUCGGAGCCUCAACAUUUACAUACUUCACCGAUUGCUGAUUCGUGUCUAUUAGCCCGUAUUUUGAAACAGAAUUACCCAAGUUCUCAUAGCAUAUACGAUUCACCACCAACUGAAUAUCUGCCGAGUCAUUACGACAACCCUCCUGUUUACUCCAGAUUUACUCCAGCAACUAUACCAUCUUCGUAUUUCCAAAGUCGUGACACGGAGUCAUCAAAACGUAAAAUCCAUCCUCAGGACUAUGAAAUAUUACAAACAAUAAUUGGAAAAACACCACAAAUCGAUAAACAUGUGACAAGGACACGCGAAGCCGAGUGCCCCGUAGGCAAUUUGUCUUGUGACAGUGGGGAUUCUUGUAUUGAGGCUAAGCAAUGGUGCGAUGGAAAUGUUGACUGUUUUGACGCAAGUGACGAAUCCAGAUGCAGCUGCAAAUCUAGAGUCGACAAAUCCAGACUGUGUGAUGGUUAUUUCGACUGUCCUUCGGGCGAAGAUGAGAUGGGGUGUAAUGGAUGCAGCGAAUCCACAUUCAGUUGUGAAGAUUUGGAUAUAAACUCACAAUCUACAUGUUUUAAUAAAGAGCAAAGAUGUAAUAACAUUGCUGAUUGUCCCAAUCGUAGAGAUGAAUUGGACUGCACUAUGCUUGCACCAACUUUGCACAAGAAACCAAUGUUUGCUAUAUCAAAUACAGAAGGAUUUUUGCAUAAAAACUUCAAAGGUGAGUGGUAUGCAGUAUGCAAAUACCCCUACAUGUGGGCCCAUGACGCUUGCCUCCGAGAGACUGGACUCAUAAUAAGGCCACCAAUCAUAGAAGUGUUACCGAUCGAUCCUUUUCUCAAAGUUGAUUAUUUGAGCACAGAACCUGGGGGAGUGAUAGAAACGAGUAAUACGUGUUUGAACUCAUCAGCAAUUUACGUGACAUGUCCCGAUUUACUCUGUGGAACAAGAGUGAUGACCACGUCACAGCUACUAAGAGAGGACGCUGCAGCAGAAAACCAACUUUACGGCCGAAAUAAGAGACAAGAUCGAUCAUUCCCCUUUUCCAUGCUUCACAGUCUUGUAAAACGAGACACAUCUGAACCAUUAUCUACCGUGUCGAACUCUAAUAAUUACAAAGAGAGGAAUAAGAGGUCGGAAAGUAGAGUAGUUGGUGGUAAAACCAGCAAACCUGCAGCGUGGCCUUGGAUGGUAGCCAUGUAUAGAGAUGGUACCUUCCAUUGUGGUGGGGUUAUUCUUACACAAUCCUGGGUUAUGUCUGCUGCUCAUUGUGUUCAUAAAUUCUGGGAGCAUUACUAUGAGAUACAAGUUGGCAUGUUACGACGGUUUUCCUUUUCGCCACAAGAACAAAAUCGCCUUGUUACACAUGUGAUCGUUAAUCACAAAUACAGCAAAGUAGAUAUGAAAAAUGACGUGUCACUCUUGAAAGUGAAGCCGAGUAUUCAAUUUGGUCGAUGGGUCCGGCCUAUUUGUCUUCCUGGGCCAGAGACGGCUGGACCUCAUUGGUUGUGGGGUCCUGCACCUGGUACAAUAUGUACAGCUGUUGGUUGGGGAGCUACAGUUGAACAUGGACCUGAUCCCGACCACAUGAGAGAGGUAGAAAUACCAAUAUGGACAAAAUGCAAACACCGGGAAGAUCAAGAAGGCAAAGAAAUUUGCGCAGGUCUUAUCGAAGGAGGAAAAGAUGCUUGUCAGGGCGAUAGCGGGGGGCCACUUCUGUGCAAGAACCCAUUGAACUCCCAACAAUGGUACAUGGCAGGGAUCGUAAGUCACGGUGACGGAUGUGGUCGCAAAGACGAGCCGGGUGUUUAUACGCGAGUCAGUCUCUUUGUAAAAUGGAUCAGAUUUCAUAUAUUUUCAAAAUCUUUGCCCACAAUACAACCUAAACAAGAGUGUCCUGGUUUCAAAUGUAUAUCGGGAAUUUCAAAAUGUCUUCCAAUGAAAAGAAUGUGCGACAAAAUAGUUGAUUGUCUUGACGGAGAAGACGAAAUUAAUUGUAGUUCUAUGAGAAGUACUUCGUCUUUAACAGACUCGUUUGUAUCUACAUCAAAAGAUAGCAUCUUUGAAAGAAAGGGAAACUUAGAUACAAACAAAGCUGAAAAUAGCUCAUCAGAAGAAUCAUCAUCAAAUGAAGAAUCGCAUAAAGACCAAGUUGAGACAAUUCAUGACGCACAGAGUAGUGAUUUAAAAAAUAAUCAUAAAAUAGAAUCUAUGGUUGCUACUGUAUCACAAACCAAUACUACCGACACGUUACCUACACAACAAACAAUCGAAAUUGAUAUGUCAACAACUUCUACAAAUACUGAUUUUAUAAAAGUGUCAAAUAUGGAAAAUUCAAAGAGAAAUUCAUUUGAAUUUAAUUUAACUAGUUCUGAAAACAUAGAAGACAUAACUGUAGAUCCUAAUAGAUCAGCUACAAAUGACGAAGAAAACAAUAAUCGAGGAGAUAUACAAUCGUUUAUUGCGUCCGUUUCAAAAGAAUCACUAGAGUCAAGAUCUUCAAUUUUAGGAAACAAAGAAGCUGACAUUCAUGAAGAUCUUAGCGAUACACUAAAUAUGAGCUCACCAACAUCAUUUAGUACUACAACUAUAGAAUCUCCGACACCACAACAUGGAGAGGCUUUAGUUCAUAAUGCAAGCAUUCAAAACACAAGUGACAGUAACCACGAGUUUAAUGUUUCAGUUCGUAAACCAAAUCAAACUGCAGAAACAAACUCCAGUACUCAUUUGUCUAAUCUUCUCGAAAAUGAAAAUAUCGAAUUGGAAUCAAAAGAUAUAUUAAUAGAUCUACCAGAUCAGUCAGUUACAAAUAAUGAAGAUAAUUCUACAGAAUCUGAAGCUAAACAUUUAUUUUCUCCUGACAAAAACGGUAUUCUUGAUAAAAUAAAGGAUAUUAUAGCAUCUCAGCUCCAACCAGCAAAACAGAAAAUUAAACAUCUUAUUCCUAAUACAUUUGAAUGUCAACGUAUUUUCCAAACAGUACCAUAUUCUGAGCGAUGCGAUCGCAAAGCUGACUGUGAAGAUGGCACUGACGAACUUAGCUGCACAUGUCUUGAUUACCUCUCAAGAUUUGAAAAUAAACUUAUUUGUGACGGCAUUUUAGACUGUGCUGAUGGACAAGAUGAAGUAGAUUGCUAUACCUGUGCUGAAGACCAAUUUUUAUGCAAGAGAAGCCAACUUUGUUUACCAAAUAAAUAUGUUUGUGAUGGCAAACCACAAUGUCCUCAGGGUGAAGAUGAGUUAGACUGCUUUGCUUUAACGAAUGGCCAAACUAUAGCAUAUGAUUUCGAUGCCCGACCAGUAGUAAACUUGGAAGGUUUUCUUACAAAAAAACAUUUAAACGACUGGCAUGUCGUUUGUGACGACAACUUAUCCAUCAAACAACAGGAACAAGCUGCUCUACAUAUUUGCCGUUACCUAGGAUUCAGUUCCGUUAACCGUUACCAUGUAAAGCAUAUCAACAUAAACGAAGACGAUAUUUUACAAACGAGAUCUUCAAUGGACAAGAGAAACAGAAGACACGCCAAUAAAAUGCCAAUUCAUUUUGCCUAUAGAACAGUUGAAGAAAACGCAGCAAGGCACAUUGUAAUCAAGGAGCCUACAGUUCUGAAAGAGCACUGUGUGCCGAACGUUACUAAGACUUGUCAAUCUCUUUACGUAUUUUGCGAGCAUUCUCUUUAUAACAGCUUCGAAGUUUCUAAUGAAGUUAUAUAUCGAUCAGCCGAUGACACGACACACAUGUGGCCUUGGGUUGCUAAAAUAUUUGCUGAUGGAGAAUAUAAAUGUACGGGCAUUUUGGUUGAUUUGUCAUGGGUAUUGGUCAGUGAUUUAUGUUUUUGGGACACAAUGAUAACCCACCAAAUGGUAACCACUGUCCUUGGAUCUCACCGGACCUUAAGUGGUACAAAGGGAAUGUAUGAACAGACGUAUGAAGUUGAUUAUUUUAAAGAUAUGUAUCAUAAACGAGCAGCACUUUUGCAUUUGAAGAACCCAGCAUUUUAUUCUAAUUUCGUCAAACCUAUGGUUGUUUCAUCAUCUGCAGCGCAUAAUGAAAAGCCUUCAAUGUGCGUAGCAUUAGGUCAAGAUGAAAAAAACAAUACAGUAGGCUUGUUCUUGGAAGAAACAAACGAGAACUGCUACCGUCACUCCCGAUGCUUCGUCAGUAGCCGUCAGAACAUGUCGGAGAAUGUUUGCGCUCCGAAUAUGGUAAGCAAUCGCCAAUGGGCGGGCAUCAUAAGUUGUCUCACAGAGCAAGGCUGGUAUCCCGCUGCUUCCUUUGUCGAUAGCCGAGGCGAAUGUGGAGUAGGAGACAAAAUUAUUGGCACUGAAAUCGACGGACUGCGUAAUGAAAUGAAAAUUUUUAUGGAAACAGCACGGUCAGUACCGGACUCUACCGAAAACAACGAAUUAAAAGAAUGCAAUGGCGAGCGAUGUGGGCGAGGAAAAUGUAUCAAUUUGCAACAAGUCUGUGACGGUAUAAGCCAUUGUGAAGAUGGAAAGGACGAAGACGAAGCAGCCUGUGAAAAGAAAAAUAGACUUUGCACUAGAGAACCUUACAAUGGUGGAUGUGCGUGUUCGUUCGGCCAGAUGAAAUGUCUCAAUGGUAAAUGCAUAGCCAAAGAGCUAUAUAAAGAUGGAAGGGAUGAUUGUGGAGACAACAGCGAUGAGCCUCCGCAGAUGACAUGUGCUCAAUAUUUAUCAAGAGUCGAACCUGGGAGAGUUUGCGAUGGAAUACUCCACUGCAAGGACAGGAGUGACGAGGACCCCACAUACUGCAAAUGCUUUGCAAAGAAGACCUUUUUCUGCAACAAAGGAUACAAAAACGUAGAUCACUGUGUAGCCGAGGACAUGGUAUGUGAUGGGAAUAGAGACUGUCCUAACGGAGAAGAUGAACAGUUCUGCAUUGGUCUUGGUGCUCCUCAUGGAUACGGACCCGGCAAAGGUCAAGUUAUAAUCCGCUCCCACGGCGUAUGGUAUUCAAAAUGCUACCCCACACAGAACCACACGAAAUCUGAACUUGAAAAUAUUUGCAGACAACUAGGCUUCAUUAGUGGACAUGCAAAAAAAAUCGAACUACCGCCGAAUGCCAUACAAAAUUAUAAUAAUAUUCUAUUAGAUCAAUUUAGUGAAAUUGUACUGAAUAACAGUACGAGAAUUUCCAUAAGAAAUUCGGAUGAACCUAUUGCUACACCGAUUCUAGACAAUAGCAUAAAGAAUUGUUACCCAGUGUUAGUGGAAUGUUUGUGAAUUCCACAUAUUUUACAUACAAUUGUCAAGUAAAUAUUUAAGGCAAAUAUUAUUAAUUUAUUGAUAUUUAUGUAACAAUAAUAAAAGUAACCU